Cloeon dipterum is the source of this 3951-nucleotide messenger RNA. It is a transcript of the gene Orp8, whose product is annotated as Oxysterol-binding protein-related protein 8. The record is from RefSeq and is a predicted model, not a curated record. Bases 241 to 2826 code for a protein of 861 amino acids. Gene Ontology annotation, molecular function: cholesterol binding. The transcript is spliced from 17 exons. Gene Ontology annotation, cellular component: membrane; cytosol; intracellular membrane-bounded organelle. NCBI's taxonomy places the organism in Eukaryota, Metazoa, Arthropoda, Insecta, Ephemeroptera, Baetidae.
CUCGUCGCGAACGAGCUUUGCGAGCACCACCACACCGCAACCCGCAAGAACUUUAUUGAUUGAUCAGCUGGACGUCAGUGGCUGUGGACCUUGGAAGCUUCCUCUUCAGAUGCUGAAGACGCGGCGCGGCGGGUGAUGGUGUGAGGGAGUGGUCGUACACCGGCAGCAACCGUUCUCGAUUCUCGAGCAAGCGCAACUUGAAGCAGACAGGCCCGAGAGUUGAUUGCCUCUGCCGGAACCAUGGCGAGUGAUCGAUCCUCGACGGGCAGCCAGCACCAUGAGCCCCUCACGCCCUCGGCAUCCAACGAGAGCAGCAAGGUCCUCUUGACAGCCCCUGGAACUCCUCUAAGUGCUGCGGACGAAAAGAAAAUGCGGAGAACCAGUCUUCAAGUUAUGCUAACAAAAGCAACUUCUGGGUCUUCAGAGUCACUCAAUCACACUAACCAGCCACCCGGAGGCGCCAAUAAUUUUCUCGAUGCGACAUGCUUGAGCGCCAAGUCCGACAGCAUCUCUCCAGACAAGAUUAGCAUUGUUUACGAAGGCCAUGAGAGCAAACUGGACCGCAAAGAGUCGUACAAGGCGCUGCGAAAGAACUACCGCCAGGAGAAGAAAAGAGUCGCCAACGAGCUGCUGAGCACUCUCAAAGACUCCUCGGUCAUAAUUUUAGCAGACUGGCUCAAGGUCAGGGGCACUUUGAAGAGCUGGACCAAGCUGUGGUGUGUUCUCAAGCCGGGACUUUUACUCCUCUACAAGUCACCCAAAAUUAAGAGUAGUCACUGGGUGGGGACCGUGCUGUUGAGCAACUGCAAUGUGAUCGAGAGACCUUCCAAGAAGGAUGGAUUCUGCUUCAAGCUUUUCCACCCGAUGGAACAGUCGAUUUGGGCGCCGAGAGGACCGGGCAAGGAGACCAUGGGUGCCGUGGUGCUGCCUCUGCCGACGGCCUAUUUGAUCUUUCGAGCCAACUCGCAAGCCGCCGGCAAGUGCUGGAUGGACGCGCUUGAACUCGGCCUCCGCUGCUCAUCACUUCUCAUUCGCUCCUCUUCUGGCCGCGACUCGACGCCGCAGGUCCAGGAACACAAUUGGGAUUACGAGCAGCACUUUGCCGAUCAAGAGUCCAGCACCAUGGACAACCUCAAGGUGGACAGCCACCAGCACUCGGCGUCCGACUCGGACACGGACUCGGACGGCGGCAAGCCGGACGACGGACCGCACGACGACUCGGACUGGGAACCCGAGCAGACGCCUUACAUAGAAAAUGAGGAGGAAGAAUUUGGAUCUGCUGGAGAGCAAACUGAAGAGCUAGCCGAGGAAAACAAAUCUCUACUUUGGUUCCUCAUGAAACAAGUCCGGCCCGGCAUGGAUCUGUCCAAAGUGGUUCUUCCCACGUUCAUUCUUGAGCCGAGAUCCUUCCUUGACAAAUUAAGUGAUUCCUACUACCACGUAGAUCUUUUAUCUCAAGCUGUUGCCGAGGAAGACGCGUUCACUAGAAUGAAAAUGGUGGUUCGGUGGUAUCUAUCCGGAUUUUACAAGAAGCCAAAGGGGUUGAAAAAACCGUACAACCCGAUUCUGGGCGAGUGCUUCAGAUGCAGCUGGAAACAUCACAAUGGAUCAGUCACAUUUUACUUAGCAGAACAAGUGUCGCAUCACCCGCCAGUGUCCGCCUUUUACGUGACAAACCGGCAGGAAGGCUUCUGCAUCAGCGCCUCCAUUCUAGCCAAAUCGAAAUUCUACGGAAACUCGACGUCCGCCAUCCUCGACGGGACGGCGGUCCUCAGUCUUUUGCCGCGCGGAGAGGACUACACCAUCACCAUUCCCUACGCUCACUGCAAGGGCAUCCUCAUGGGCACUCUCACCAUGGAGUACGGCGGCAAAGUGAACAUUGAAUGUGAAAAGACGGGUUACAAAACGGAAAUUGAAUUCAAAUUGAAGCCUCUCAUCAGAAACAUGGACCCCAAUAUGAUAUCAGGAAGGUUGAAAUUAGGAAAAGAGACUUUGGCCACCAUUGACGGCUACUGGGACGGCGAGAUUAAGAUUAAAGAUAAGAGAACCGGGGAGGAGCAAGUCUUUUGGAGCCCAACUCCAGACAUGAGAGCCAACAGGCUCAAAAGAUGCACAGUUCCUCUGACGCACCAGUGCGAAUUCGAGUCAGAGAGACUCUGGCAACACGUCUCCUCUGCCAUUCACAGAGAUGACCAAGUUGCGGCAACUGAAGAGAAAACAGUCUUGGAAGAAGCUCAGCGGGCGGCCGUGAAGGAGCGCAAGGCGAAGUGCGAGGAGUGGAUCCCCAGAUACUUUGAGCAGGACUUGAUCACCGGCCAGUGGGUUUACAGGCAUUCCGACCUCAGGCCGUGGGACACGAGAAACGACGUGUUCCAGUACGAGUCUGACUUUGUAAUUCAGACGAAAACGAGGCACAAGACGCCAAUGAUUCGCACCUCAAGUAUAGUCAGCGUGGAUCCAAACAGUAGUAUACCUUUAUUGUCAGCUGACGUCAGGGAAAGUUCCAGAAGACGAGCCGCGGACAGCAUUAGCACGAGUAACGACGACAACCACAGCGAGUCAAGUGGGUCUGAAGGAGGACUCCACCACCACAGGCAAGAAAAGAUUCGAGAUGCACUGAAGCCCCUGGAGGUGCUGGUGGUCCAACAGGCAGAGCACAUGAAGCGGCUGGACCUGAAGCUGGAGAAGAUCUCGGUGGUCAUUUCAAAGCAGCAGCAGCAAUUGCAAAACAGCGGCAGCAGCGUGUCGCAGGUGGCCGUCUGCAUCCUGCUGGCAGGGAUCGUGCACGCUUUCUUCGCGUGGCUGCUGUUUGUGCGGAACAAGUAAUGAAUCUCUUGCAGCAAUACAAGAGCUUCAUCUGAUUUUAAUCCUGCCAUAUUAAUGAAUUUUACGUUAAAAACAACAAAUGGUGUUUUGUACUUCUCUGUUGCAGUCGCUGGUAGAAUUGUUAUGUUUGUUCAGUGUGUGCGUCUGAUACAUUCCAGAAAUUUUAUUGAGAACGGGCCACUUUUGAAUCUCAUUUAGCACUUUUGAAUCUUCUUUUUUUAUAUACACACAGCUAAUGAAAUUUUAUUGUGAUACAAUCAGUGGAUUCGGUACUAAAACUGGAUUUCGGGAUAAGCAAUACCUAUGGAAUUCUCGGUUUGGCCUGCUUAUUUAUGGACAGAAACGUUUUUAGGCAGAUUGAUCUAUUUAAUUUCAUAUACACAAAUAGCGUCAAUAUUUUUUGUAUCAUUGGAAAUUUAAUGUGUGAACAAUCACUUUUAUAACAAAUAGCAAUGCAUUUUAACGUAGUGUGUGGGAAUGUUAGAAAUUAUUGUCUUGCUUUGGGAAUUUUAAUUUAUAUAUUUUCUCCUGAGCGAACAUAUAAAUAAAACGUACAAUUCAGACUGAAAGUCGACGUGAAAUCAAUUCAGAUCAAAUUAAUGUGUCAGGAGAAGUAAAUAAUUACAACCAAAAAAAUUAUAUAUUUCCAUGCUUGCGUGUAAACCCUUUUCGGAAAUAGAAAGAAGUGCGUGCUUGGAUUCCCUGUGUGUUCCACCAUGUACCGCUGAAAAGGAAAAAUAAUGAUGAGACCACUGGACAGUCUGAACUGCAACACAACUGAUAUUUAGAGCCAAUACCCAACCUUUUUGAGAAUGAUCGAGGCUAUAAUAAUGUUAUCUCACGAUUAAAUAUUUCCUAAGAAUACUUUGUACGGCUUUGCAGAGCUAUGGCGAUCCUUCGGCAAAGGUCUAUAGGGGGAAAUGGCAGUUGAUCAUCAAUCCUGAAUGUUAUCUUGACUGUAAAUUGGCAGAGAGGAUAAUAAUUACUAUCUAUUUGUGUGGUAGACACUGUUUAAACAACAUCACUGAAAUGUAUUGCGCAUUAUAACUUGUUACGAUAUAACUGUCCCUGUUAGCGCCGCAAGAGCAAAAAUAUAUAACAUGACGUUUAUUUCAAACCAUUAAA